AGGCGCGCAAGCGCCGGAGCAAACACGACCUGGCAGACGCGCUAGACGUCCCCCAACCAUGUUCUCCACGUCGUGCCGACUACUCUCGCGGACACGCCUCCCAGCGACUAGUCUACUUCAAAUAACAUCACGGCGAUACCUCCCGGGUGUCUCAAGAGUAACAUGGACUUAUAGGAACAACAGCGGUCGGAUUCCUGUCAGCCAGCGGAGUCUCACUACCAAUGUUCCGCCAGAGGCGACGCCCGCGUCGGCCAGCAGCGACUCUCAAGGCAAUGCGGAACCCUCUCUCAAGGUUUCCACCGGCGCGACCGCGGAGGAUGUUGUAUAUUACGGGCCUCUCACCAACACCUUCCGCCGGCUCAAGAUCUUCUCCUUAUCCUCCCUCGCGCUCACCGUCUCUCUUGCGCCGUUCAUCUUCGUGAUCGAAACCACGUCCAAUCUCCCGCUGUCUGGCCGUUUCGCGCUCGCCGGAGUGGCAGUAGCGACGAGCGGAGUGUCCACCGGGCUUGUAUCGUGGGCCGGCGGACCAUAUGUCACCAAGCUACGCUGGCUCGAAGGCGGGCGCGGGGUUGAGAUGACGACCCUCACGCUCCGGCUGCGCGAGCGUAUCACGAGGGUGUACGACACCGCGUUUUUGGUGCCAGCUACGAGGCCGCUCGCGACCUUCGACUUAGCAGAGGCAUUCCAACUACAGGCGGAGGAGGUCGACCAGGGCAAGAAAGAAGGUACCUUGCCGCGGGAAGAGACGAUCGCUGAAACACUUUCGCCGCAAGGAACCGUUGUCGGGCGGUGGAUAGUACGGUGGGAUGAGAACGGGAAAGGAGCAUGUAGGCCAGUAGGGAAAGUUGUCAGGCAUUUCAACGUACACCAGGAGUUGCUUGAUAGACCCAUCCGAUAAAAUGGGCAGAGGUUGUUUUGUCGGGACCCGACGACAUGCAGUACUGUGUUGAUCUCCAUUACGCUACGCCUCAUCGUUCUCAUCAAACUACUCAGGUCUGCAUCGCACUUGAGUCGCGGAGGCUGAUUACUGGAUCUCAGUCUUCAAUCCUAGCGGGCCGACCAUCGCUCAAGAAGCCGACUCAAUCAUAAUGCACCGAGCACGGUCGUCUGGCCAGAAGAACUCGAC
Messenger RNA from Fomitopsis serialis, 1126 nucleotides. RefSeq lists its product as uncharacterized. The record is from RefSeq and is a predicted model, not a curated record. The transcript has 2 exons. Gene Ontology annotation, biological process: mitochondrial proton-transporting ATP synthase complex assembly. Lineage: Eukaryota; Fungi; Basidiomycota; Agaricomycetes; Polyporales; Fomitopsidaceae. Bases 59 to 898 code for a protein of 279 amino acids. Gene Ontology annotation, cellular component: mitochondrial membrane.